CUUGGAUCAGAACGGACAGUUUAUGCUCGGGACAGAAAGAGAAUUAUUGCAUCGCAUCGUGUUGUCCCUGUAAAGCCGUGUAUCUAAUCCGUCAUCAUGACGGCGCACUCGUUCACAGUACCAAUGAUCAUCUUCACAACCUUCUGGGGCCUAAUCGGUAUCGCAGCCCCUUGGUUCGUCCCGAAGGGCCCUAAUCGGGGGGUCAUCAUUACCAUGCUGGUAACAACUGCAGUCUGCUGCUACGUUUUCUGGCUGGUGGCUAUAUUAGCUCAGUUGAAUCCACUGUUUGGGCCCCAGCUGAAAAAUGACACCAUCUGGUAUGUGCGAUUCCUUUGGGAAUGAAGCAUCCGGAGCUGCAGAUUUAACACAGGUGUGUUGGUCUCCCUUAGACUAUUAUUUUGAAGUAAACAGUUCUCCAAUUCCUGUAUAUGAGCCUCCUAAAAAAAAAAAACGUCCCUUGUCAGCCAAGAUGAAGAUGACACUGAUGCUUGUAACCCAUUUAACCUCUGAAAUUGCCCUUUGUGGAUAUUUAUUUUGCUAGGUGGACUUUGUUCAUAAAAUCAUGACAUUAGAGCUCCCUGAUUAUUGUGAAGUAAGGUCAUUUCUAUCAGGUAUAGUGCAAGUUUGCUCAAUUAUUUCAGCUCUGAAACUUAACUCACUGCUGGGCAGAAUACAGCAGGACAAUGGCAGUUUAACUUGAAUUUUGAGUGUGUGUACUUUUUAUUUAUUGUGAAGCAGUGUAGUUACGUGCUGUAAAAUAAAUUGUUUCCAGUGUAUUCACUG
Molecule: messenger RNA, 783 nt
Organism: Xenopus laevis (African clawed frog)
Lineage: Eukaryota; Metazoa; Chordata; Amphibia; Anura; Pipidae
Gene: atp6v0e2.S
Product: ATPase, H+ transporting V0 subunit e2 S homeolog
Biological process (GO): proton transmembrane transport; transmembrane transport
Cellular component (GO): membrane; proton-transporting V-type ATPase, V0 domain
Molecular function (GO): proton-transporting ATPase activity, rotational mechanism
Source: RefSeq, marked provisional